AGGAUUGAGAGCCGCGCACAUGACCCACUGGGUCUCAAGGUCAUCUAUAGGCCACCCAGCGAGCGUCGGGCUGAUGUCGUCUUCAUUCACGGCUUGGGCGGAAGUAGUCGUAUGACCUGGUCGCUAAAUAGAGACCUGAAUUACUUCUGGCCUCUCCAGUUUCUGCCACAGGAAGCAGAUAUAAGAGACACGCGCAUCUUGUCCUUCGGCUACAAUGCAGACUUCCGCCCGGGCAGUGGUAAGACUAAGGCCUCGAUUCUCGACUUUUCUAAGGAUCUUCUCUAUGAUCUAAAGUUCGCCCAGGACGAGUCAGGUGCGGAAAUAUGUGACCUGAAGAUGGGAGAGAAACCUAUCAUAUUCGUUGUCCAUUCGAUGGGCGGGCUAUUGAUCAAAGAGGCAUAUCUACAGGGGCAGAAUGAUCCAACGUACCAAGACAUCGUCAAAGCCAUAACGUCAAUAAUCUUUCUGUCGACUCCUCACCGUGGAACGCAUCUAGCUGAGACGUUGAAUCGAAUUCUCCAAGUGUCUUUUGUAACGAGUCCUAUGCAGUUCAUCGCGGAACUAAUUGAAGGUUCCCAGACGCUCCAGAAGUUGAAUGAGCAAUUCCGUCACGUAGCUCCAAAGCUCCGCAUAGUGUCAUUUUAUGAGACCCGCCCAACGCCAAUCGCUAAGAAAGCCCAUGUUAUGGUGCUCGAAAAGGAUUCCUCUGUGCUGGGUUACCCAGGAGAGAUAUCCAAGCCGCUCGACGCUGAUCACCAUGGGGUCUGCAAAUAUGAAAGUCGUGAUGAUCCGAGAUACGUGACUGUUCGGAACGCUCUGAAGUCUCUGAUUGGGAAAGCUGACCCAUCACCACCUGCGCAGAUUCUCGGAAAGGACACAGCAUCCAACUUUCAAGCCUAUCUGGAUGUUGCCGAGUCACCAGAGAAGGACUAUAACUUCUUUCGCGAUCAAUGGGUUAAUGGGACGUGCGCAUGGCUUUUGAGUCAUGAGGCAUUUGAAUCCUGGAUCAACGCCAAUGACCAUCAAGCCCGUCUCCUAUGGAUUCAUGGGAACGCUGCUUCGGGGAAGUCGGUCCUCUCAUCGUUCGUGGUCGAACACCUCGUUCAAUCAGGCUUGUUAUGUGGCUACUUCUUUGUCCGUUACAGCGACCUAAAAAAGCGAGCUCCAAGCCUCAUCUUGCGCUCGAUUGCCUGCCAGAUAGCUGCGAACGUCCCUGCAUAUGCCGAGAAAAUCCGUGAGUUGGAAGCAGUGGCACCACAUCUAAAAACAGCACACUUUCGGCUGGUAUGGCAGUCAUUGUACAAGCAAAUUUUGUUGCAGCUGCCAAAAGACCAGCCAAUCUACCUCGUCCUCGAUGGCCUCGACGAGGCCGACCAUCCAGGUAAUCUAAUAAAACUAUUUGGCGAUCUUCAAUUAAUCUCUUGGCCAUUGCGAAUCCUUUUGGUCAGUCGGAAAACGCACGAAAUCUCAUCCGCUUGGCUAAGGCUAGGCCGUCACGUUCAUACUGAAACAAUUCCGCUUGAAGGCAAUAGCGAGGAUUUCCGUUCGUACAUAAGUCAAGAAAUGGACAUGGCGGAUGACGAGGCCUAUCGAGAAGAAGUCACGCAAAGGCUGCUUGAACGUGCAAGGGGAAAUUUUCUUUGGGUCCAUCUGACCGUCCAGAAGAUUAAUGGUUGUUACACGACCAAGGAUAUAGAGGAGGCGCUGACAAAUCUCCCCCCGGGCAUGGAAAACCUUUACAAUCGAAUGGCGCAAGCAGUCCAAGCACAAGCAAGCAAGGAUGGCCACAGACUUGGGAUGAGUAUCCUAGGCUGGGCGGCCUGUGCACAACGCUUGCUCAGUGUGGACGAACUCGGGGAUGCUCUUAGCAGUGAGGGGUUGAUCGAGAUGCACAGAACCAUCGGAAACCUCUGUGGUGGUUUUGUGGUCGUCGAUAUUGAAGGAAAGGUCUCUAUGGUGCAUGAAACAGCACGUGAUUACUUGAUGCGUGCGGAUCAAGGCCCCGAGCGGCCUUUUUUGGUGGACAAAAAGGCGUCCCAUAUGGCACUGUUCCAGCGGUGCAUUACGCGUCUCACGGAUCCUGCACUUCGAAGUCUUAUCACAAGGAAUAGACCACCAGGCUUGCUUGACUAUGCAGCGUCGUACUGGUUCAUACAUCUUUCUCAUUGCAACUUUAUGGAUCCACAUGUUCUCUCCACAACGGCGAAGUUCUUUAAAGGCCGUCACAUUCUGACUUGGAUUAGCAUUGCCGCCACAGCGCAACAGCUCAAAACUUUGGUUGUCGCUUCGCGCUACCUCACAGACAUUGUUCAGAAGUUGCGUCGAGCAGAGAGUGGAAUGCCGCUGGACUUCCGUCAAGCCAUCGACGUGAUUGAUGGCUGGGCGACCGACAUGGUCAAGAUUGUAGGGAAAUUUGGUGACCGCCUAAUAAAAUACCCAGAUUCUAUCCUCAAACUAAUACCACCAUUUUGCCCGGAGACCUCGAUGAUUUACCAGCAGUUUGGCCGUAGAGAAAGCAAGUCACUGCAAGUAAGCUUCUCUGGCAAUAGUACCUGGGAUGACUGCCUUGCCCGGUUCUCCAUGGACGAAGGACUUGUAGCAUCCGCCGUGGUGACUGGAGGCAGUCACAUCGCCAUUCUUGCGACGGUCCGAUGUACUAGUCAUAUUUACCUAUACAACUCACACACGUUUGAGAGGCAAAGAUGUAUGAACCAUCCGGAAAGAGUCUUCAACAUUCACUUGGAUCGCUCUGGCAAAGUGUUGGUUAGUUAUGGGUACCUGACAACAAGGGUGUGGGACGUCACAAAUGGGAAAUGCCUGAAGGUUUUGACAAAUCCAGACCGACGACCCAAGCCCCACACCAUGGUGUUUUUCGAUGAAGGCAAGCGCUUUAUUAUUGGGAGCGAAGACAGAUGCGUUCGUUCCUUCUCACUAGACGCAGAAGAUGAUGAAGGGUGGAAGGAGAUAGUUCAGAUCGAGGAGCAGAACCUAGAGAACACUAUGCUCAACUUCCCUAUGUGCUCUGCAUUGAGUCCGGAUGGCACAAUGAUUGCUUACGGGUACCGUGCGUACCCCAUGACAGUCUGGGAGCUAGAACCUGCCAAUCUGAUCGCCCACUGCAGCUUAGAGCUUGACUCGACGGAUAUGACGAUUCAGGAAAAUACGUUCGGGGAGGUUUUCCGGGUCGCUUGGCAUCCCUUGAGUGACGACCGGGAGGUCUUUGGCCUUACUCAAGUGGGACUCUUGUUCAAAUGGAGCCCCUACGAGGAUGUGCCCAGCGCGACAGUUAAUACUACGGCACAUAACAUGGCCGUGAGCGAAGAUGGAGUACUCAUCGCGACAGGGGACGCCUUAGGCACCGUCAAGGUGUUUGCCACCGCCGAUCUGUCCAUGCUUUACCAACUCUCAUCGCAAGAUCCUGUCAUGAGCAUCAUCUUCAGCACAGACUCGAGACGACUAUAUGACGUGCGCGGCAGUUAUGGCAAUGUGUGGCAGCCGAACACGUUAGCUAGGAUCGCCGAUACUUCAGAGUACCCCGACCAUAACAGUGAUUCGAUUAGCGAGGUAGAGAGCUUCGCCGGGAACUCGCUACAGCCCGAGCACCAUACUGUCAGGACUGAUAAUGUGAUCACCAUCGCAGGACAAUCCGUCGGAUCACUGUACUGUUACGGUACCGAGGAUGGGAUCGCAGCGCUUUGCGAGGUCGGUUGUGGCAAGAUUAUGGAGCUGGAACGACUGGAAAGCUUUAUGCCUAUCGAGCAGGUAGCUUGGUCAGUUGAUGGGAAGCUCGUGUGCAUUGCUCAACUAGGAGGAAAACUGAGCAUCAAGAGAGUCCUGCGGGCUGGUGUAAAUGGAGGCUCAGUAGAGGUCCAGCAACAAUUGGAGCUUCAGCUUCCACCAGACCACGGGCACAUCACCCAGCUCAUCUUCCACAGCACGAGAUACCAACUCCUGAUUUCAACACCGAAAAGGCUAUUCCUGCUGGACAUAGUAUCAAGUGGGUUGAAGCAGACCGACCUAUCCCAGGACAUCCGUGUUCGUUGGGUAUCGCACUCGGCGCUCCCCGACUACUUGCUGGGCUUCGAUAGCACUAAAAUGCACAUUUACGAGUGGAGUAGUCUGAAGCAGCUCAUUUCGGAGACACGAACAUACUUUCCGCCCCGUACUGAGAGUCGCACCUCAACCUUGCCGACAGGUCCCAGUCUGUUCAGGAGCGGAACUAGUUUAAAGGCGGAGCACGAUUUCUUGGGGAGGCUGGUAGCGUCAGACACUGACUCAUCAAAUAUCCUGCUCCAGUUAUGGUCAUCAUAUACUUUGGACCAGGUUAAACCUGAAUAUCUUAUCUUUGAUGUGGACGAAGUAGUCAAGUCUUGUAACGAGAUUGGGGACGAUACCUUGCCGAAUAAGUCCGGAGAUGCUAGACAGCUCUCGUACUCCUUGCUUCCGACUGAGGUGGCGUCGUGCAUACGAGAACCCCUCGCGUGCCUUUCCCGGGGGAGAUUAGUCUUCCUCGACAUCGAUCGCUGGAUCUGCACGUGGAGAUUACCGUCGGCCGUAUCCCGCGCCAGCAGAGUCCCGACACGGGGAGGAGGAGGAUUCAGGAGAGCUGGUGGGGACAAAGUGAGCUCGCAUUCUAUGGAUAUAAAUGGAGUCGAAAUGCACUACUUCUUGCCUGGUGACUGGGUCACGGCCGACGAGGCUCACCUCUGUGAAGUCAUGACUGAUGGAACGUUGCUGUGCCCUCGGCAUGGGGAUGUUGCGGCCGUUCAGUGUGCGAGGCUACGAUCGUAAAUGUGCGUUUAUCGUUUUGUAGAAGAGCACAGUAAUACGACCUUUAGACUCUCAGUUCAAUCCUAUAGACGCUCUGAUACAUCAAAUAGCUACUUAGUUACUGACAAGGUUUUACAUGAAAGUGUUAGCCCUAUUUGCAUCAUAAAGCACUUGGCUGGCAAUUCGGGUGCUCUCGAUGGAGGAUGGAGACUCAUCUGUCUCACUCGCGAUAACAAGAACCGAAACAGCCAUAUUUAUGUAUUCAA
This is a messenger RNA of Truncatella angustata, 5036 nucleotides long. RefSeq lists its product as uncharacterized. The coding region runs from base 112 to 4791 and encodes 1559 amino acids. The transcript is spliced from 5 exons. NCBI's taxonomy places the organism in Eukaryota, Fungi, Ascomycota, Sordariomycetes, Amphisphaeriales, Sporocadaceae. Gene Ontology annotation, molecular function: protein binding. The record is from RefSeq and is a predicted model, not a curated record.